Messenger RNA from Dunckerocampus dactyliophorus (ringed pipefish), 7819 nucleotides. RefSeq lists its product as uncharacterized. The transcript is spliced from 31 exons. Gene Ontology annotation, molecular function: structural molecule activity; actin binding. The record is from RefSeq and is a predicted model, not a curated record. Bases 536 to 7762 code for a protein of 2408 amino acids. Gene Ontology annotation, cellular component: plasma membrane; cytoskeleton. Lineage: Eukaryota; Metazoa; Chordata; Actinopteri; Syngnathiformes; Syngnathidae.
CUUUUGGAUGAAAGUCAUUUGUGGUUGUUUUUUAAUGAGCUUUAUUGUGUGUUGAUUUAAAUGUGUGACGUCUAUCGUUUUAGAACAGUAAAUAGAAAUCUGAGCUGUCUCAGCAGCUUUGCAUAUUGUUGCAGAUAAUGAGCGAGAACGUGACGAGAUAGUGUGUGUGUGUGUGUGUGUGUGCGUGUGACUUCCUAGAUAAAUAGGUAGGUAGCUAGCUAAGAGAUCAAUCUUGUUUAUUGAUUUCAUGAAAUAGAGGUGGAAUGAAAAUACAAUGGAUGAUUUAAGGUUGACUGAAUAGUAAGUUGCGUGCACCUUGCAUGUGGCAUGCUCGGUCCUGAGUGGGGUCCAAGCCUGUGGAGUGAAAGCUCCGCCCCUUUUACGAGCGUCGGACACCUCGAACACAACAAAGCAUGCGUGUCUCCUGAACAUUGUUCGUCUUGUAAACGUGACGAAUACUGGAUUUUUUGGGGGGACUCUUUUGUGCUAUCUUUUGCUCUUUCCCGUUGAUGCCUAACCCGCAGUAGUGGCUACCAUGACAACAGAGGCAAGUGCCGCAAGCGAGGCGGACACUGAAGGCAAGCAGAAGGCCAGUGCUGCUGAACCCGAACCUGAGAAUAAGCAGAGUCCUGAGGCAACCACAUCUGAGCCAGAAGGGGAGCAGUUGGCCAAGAAGACCCAGGACCAGGCUACUGAGCCGGGGCCUGCCAAUGUAGCAUCCUCCCCUGAAGAGGACCAACUGAAGCCUCGCACCAGAACCUCUGCUGGCAAAGGCCUCUCUCGUCUAUUUUCCUCUUUCCUCAAGCGUCGUUCCCAGUGCUCAGAAGGAGAGGGCUUUGAGGCAGAGAAAGCAAGAGAGGAAAAGGAGGAUAAAGAGGAAAAGACUGACAACACAGAAGAGGAAAAGGAGGAAAAAGUGAAAACUGAAGAGGAGGCUCAUGUAGAGCAGAAAUCUGACCCAAAAGAGGUCAACAAGAGCCAAGAGAAACCACAAAAAGAGGAAAAAAAGACAGAGCCAGAAAAACUUGAGAAGAAGGGCAGUAAGAAGAAAAAGAAAGAAGCCAAGAAGAAAACAGAGGAAAAGGAUACAGAGAAGGUGAAAACUACUGAGGCAAAAAGGGAAGAGAAACAAGAGAAGAAAUCAGAGGAAGAGGAGAAUAAAGCAGAGCAAAAGGAGGAGGCAAAGGUAGAGGGUGCUCAGGAAAAAGAAGAGGACAAAUUGGAGCCAAAAGAAAAGACAACUGCUGAAGUAGAAGACACAGGAACAGAGGCUGUUGAGGAGCGUAAAGACGAGGAAAAAGUUGAUAAAAAGGGGGCAAAGAAAAAAGAAAAAGAGGAAAGAGUGAAGAAAAAAGAAGAGGAGAAAGCUAAAAGAAAAGCAGAGGAGGAAGAAAGGGCAAAGAAGCGAGAGGAGGAGAAUAAGAAGAAAAGGGAAGACGAAAAGGUGAAAGAGGCAGAAAAAGCAAAGAAGAAAGAGGAGGAGAAGGCCAAAAAGAAGGAGGAGGAGGAGAAGGCAAAGGAGGAAAAAAUAAAAAGGAAAGAAGAGGAGAAAUCCAAGGAGGCUAAAAAGAAGGAGGAGGAGAAAUUGAAGGAGGUGAAAAAGAAGGAAGAGGAGAAAUUGAAGGAGGCCAAAAAGAAGGAAGAGGAAAAAUUGAAGGAGGCUAAAAAGAAAGAAGAGGAAAAAUUGAAGGAGGCCAAAAAGAAAGAUGAAAAAUUGAAGGAGGCCAAGAAGAAAGAGGAGGACAAAUUAAAAGAAACCAAAAGGAAGGAGGAGGAAAAAUUAAAGGAGGCCACAAAGGAAGAGGAGGAGAAAGGGAAAGAAGACGACCAAAAGAAGACAGAAGAUAAGGAAAAGAAAAAAGAGAAAGGGAAAAAAGAAAAGGAGGAAGGGGAGAAGGCAUCAAGUGAAAAGAAAGUAAAAGCACCCAUUGCUGCCCCAGAACCAGAACUUAAAACUGAGCCUGAAACCGAGCCAGCUCCCGAACAGCACUCACUCAGCAGCACAGAGAUGCAGCCAGCUCCAGAGGAACACAAGGAGCAAGUUGAAAUCAAGGAAGACCCAGAAGAAGUCAAAGAAGUGAAGGAAGAUGGUGCAGAGAAGAAUGAGGAAGAACCAGAAGAGCAGAAGAAGGAGGCAAAGGAAGGGGAGAAGUCUAAAGAGGAGGUGAAAGAGCAGAAGCCUGCUAAAGAAAAGAAGACAGAGAGGAAGGGCGAUGACGUCAAAGGCUCCAAACGACAGAAAACCAUUCAGUGCAAAGUCACCUUACUGGAUGACACUCAAUUUGAGUGUGAGCUUGAUAAACACGCUAAAGGGCAGGAGCUCAUCACUAAAGUGUGUGACCACCUUAACCUGUUGGAGAAAGAUUACUUUGGCCUUGCUCACUGGGAAACACCAAGCAGCAAGACAUGGUUGGAACAUACCAAGGAGAUUCGCAAACAAGUUCCAGGUGCUAUCUACGAGUUUACGUUCAACAUAAAAUUCUAUCCUCCUGAUCCGGCACAGCUUACUGAAGACCUCACCAGGUACUAUUUGUGUCUCCAGCUGAGGAAGGACAUCAUGAGUGGCGUUCUUCCCUGUUCCUUUGUCACCCUGUCCCUGCUGGGCUCUUACACAGCACAGUCAGAGCUUGGGGAAUAUGACCCAGAAGUCCAUGCAGCUGACUAUGUUAAAGAUCUCAGUCUUGCUCCUGGACAGAGCAAAGAGCUGGAGGACAAGGUGAUGGAGCUGCAUCGCACAUACAGGUCAAUGAGUCCAGCCCAAGCUGACAUGUUGUUUCUGGAAAACGCCAAGAAGCUUGCAAUGUAUGGUGUGGACCUGCACCAAGCCAAGGAUCUUGAUGGUGUGGACAUUACGCUGGGGGUUUGCUCUAGUGGUCUGAUGGUUUAUAAGGACAAGCUGAGAAUCAACCGUUUCCCUUGGCCAAAAGUUCUCAAGAUCUCUUACAAACGCAGCAGCUUCUUCAUUAAGAUCAGGCCAUCUGAGCAAGAGCAGUAUGAAAGCACAAUCGGCUUCAAACUGCCCAACUACAAAGCCUCGAAGAAGUUGUGGAAGGUCUGCGUUGAACAUCACACCUUCUUUAGGGUUUCAACAAUUGAGGCUCCCUCAUCACGUCGCUUCCUCGUCUUGGGCUCCAAGUUCAGGUACAGCGGGCGCACUCAGGCCCAGACCCGGCAAGCCAGCUCCAUGAUCGACCGCCCGGCCCCUCGGUUCACACGCUCUGCAAGCAAACGACUCUCCCGCAAUCUAGAUGGAGCUGGAGACGAGACUCUCCAGACUCUCACAGCAUCAACCAGGUCUGAGGUUGAUGACUGGUCGUUGAUACUUGCUUCUGACAAACCCUACCCUUUCCUAGAUUUUCCAGCCAGAGGUCACUCUGAGCAGAUAAUUAUUCAGUCCUGGAACACUCAGGAAGGUGGUCCGCCAUGGUGGGAGCUUUCAUCUGAUGCACAACUGCAAACUAGAAAGAAAGAUGAGUGGUCGACUCUGCUCAAACGACAUCCUUCUUUUCCUUUUUCCCCAUCUUUUGAUUUUGUGAAACAACCAGCUAAGCUCAGUUUGGCAGACGUCAGCUCUGUUGACAGACUAUUGCAACCAGCACAGGAACAGCACCGUGAUUGGUUUCGCUACUGUGACCGAACUCCCAGCCUGUCAUUCAAUGAGUAUGCUGAUAAACUUCAGCCCCAGAUCCAGGUGGAGGAUGAACAGACUGAGUGUGUUACAGAACAAGAAUUGACAGAUAAGGAGAUCACUGAAAGGCUAGAGGCGAUGGUGAUGUUGGUGGACAACCUAGAAGAGAUGGAAGAUUUGGAAAGGAGGCUGAGGAAAGUGAGGGAUUUAGAAGAGAGGCUCCAAGAAGUUGAUGAAAUGGCAGAUAGGAUCCAGGAAGUCAUAGAAGAAGAAUUAGGGGAACGAGAAGUUGCCAAACUAAAAGAGGAACAGUUACAAAAAGAAAGUGAAGCUAUAACUUGGAAUGUGUUGAAACAUUCAGUGAUGAUGGUGAGGAAAAGUAAUGACGGAGAAGAGGUGGAUGAAUUAGAGGAGCAAAUAAAGGAGGUGUUUUUAAAAGGACUUUUACCAGCGGAAGAGGAGACUAAGGUGGACAGUAAAAACAAGGCAAAGGAUGCCAGUUUGUUUGACAGUAGCUUGAGAGAGAAGCUUCGUCAGCUGGAAGAGGAAUGGCAAAAUGAGAUGGAGGAGAAGUUUAGUCUUCCACAAGUCAUUCCCUCUCCUGGGGUAACCUACCAUAGAGUGGAAAGGACUAAGAAGAGAGUUGCAUUUGUAGACCAGCAGCAGCCUGAUGCUAAAAAAGACGCCGAGGCAAAGCUGAUGAUGUCCGAAAAGAGGUUAGGUGAUAUUCGAUUGCAGACAGAAAUAAAAGAGGAGAAAGCUGAGAGUGUUAUGGAGAUGCUUGAUGUUAAAAAUAGAUCUCAACUAGUAGAAGAAAAGGAUAUGUGGGCCACGCUUUUUGACCGUCCACCAUACACGGCUAUUGUCAAACCACCAGUCACAUCAGUGGAGCGUGUUGAUUUGGAUGAGGGGGAGUUUUUCACUUCAAAAGCAGCGGUUAAAAUAUAUGAUGAUGAAAGGAUCUUAAUACCGCAAGAGUCAUCGAUAACAAAAAAGAGGUUCCCACAACCGCAGACCGUUCUGGAAAGAGAUGAUGACUGGUUUGUGUUGCUGGAUAUUGUUACCAAAGAAACAACCUAUGUCCAACCAGUUAACUUUACGGAACAAGACACGAUCGAGGCAGAAAGUUUGGUGUCUGUGGUUGAAAUGUACAAGGAGAUUAGGGAGGUGCCACUUGAAGAGAGAGAGAGAAGGGAAGAGCCACCAAGACAUCUUCAAGAAAUCAGACAGCACGUGGUGAAAGAGCGAGAUGAUGACUGGUUUGUGUUGCUGGAUGUUGUUCCCAAAGAAACAACUUAUGUACAACCAGUUACGUUUGACGUGCCUGGUAAAGAUGACGUCUCUCUGGCUGACAUGACAGAAGUUGAAAUGAGAGACAAACCCCUGGCGAUUGGAGUAGUGGAAGAAACUGAAAUAAAAGAUGAUCUGAGCUUAAGAGAAGUCACAAUGCUGUCACAGGGUAUAAGAGAAAUUCAGGAUGACUGGUUUUUACUUCUGGAUGUUCCCACCAGAGAAACACAGUUUGUGCCUCCAGGUAUUGCUGACUUUCCUCCUUUCUUAUUGCAUAAAGCCAUCGAUGGUUUAAUUUCUUUACAACAUUCUUUUUGCCAAGUGACAAUGGCUGUGCAUGAUGACCCCGAAAAAAGCAUUUCUACUCUGACUGAAGAAAAAGUGGAGGUUGAAAUAGAAACGAUAAUGGUCCAUAAAAUAGAGGCUCAUAAGAAAAUACAUCCAGAGCAGAAAAUAGUCCAACCAGUUGUCAAUAGCGAUGAUGACUGGUUUCUACUUCUGGAUAUUGGUCCCAGAGAAAUAACCUUUGUACCAACAGGUACCUACUUCGUAUGUCAUUCUUUUGUACUUUUCACACACAUCCGUAAACCAACAAACUCAAAAUUUCAUUCUAAAACAGAUACCCUACAAAUACCAGGUAAAAUUGAUCCAGAUGUUGCACCUGUGAGUGAAUUAAAACGUGCAGAGGAGGAACUUCCACAGUUUGGGCUUUACCAGACGAGACAGCAGCCAUUCCAGUCACAGCCAGAGAACGAUGAUGACUGGUUUGUUGUGUUUGAUGCUAUUCGAGAGGAGGCAAUGGCACCAGUCACUCCUGUUGAAAUUACUCUGCCUAUGAGGAAGCCAUUUGAGACUGAGGUGUUAACCACUGAAAGUAGAACAUGGGACAAGAUGGUAAUUGGUGAGAGCAGGCAUGAUGAGACACGUUUAUCGAAAAUGAGACCGAGCCCUGUUGGACCAACAUCAGGAAGGGAAGGAGAAGAUGAUUGGUUUGUCCUGUUUGAUAUCAUCACAGAAAAGACUGCUGCUGUACCAUCAGUUGCUGUGGUUGAGCAUAUUGUGGAUGUGGUGGCACUCAAAGGACCAAAACCAAAAUACAGCGUAGAAGAUGCGAGGCCACCAGUGAAGUUUGUUGAGAUUAAACCACCAUGGCCAAGAGAGGUGGAAGAUGAUUGGUUUGUACUCCUUGAUGUUGCAGAAAAAGCACCAGUGCCUGAACCUGUCAGAAGCUAUCCUGAUGUAGCAUCAUCAAAAGGGUUUGCAGUUAUAGAGAAGAGCUCACUGCAGAGAAUUACUAUUGUGCAGGAGAUGCCGUCACGGCAGCAGCCGUGUCCAAAAGAGAGACAGGUGGAGGAUGAUUGGUGUAUUCUUCUGGAUGUGGCUCAGAAAAAAUCAGUUGCUGUCCCUGAGCGCAUCCGAUUCCCGGCAGAAGUUCCAAGAACUGCUGAGGUCAAAACGAGGAUUCCUGUUUUUGAGACAAGACCACAAUUUGAGAAACAGAUCCUGGAAGAAAGACCUCCCCUUAAACACACUCGUGUUGAUGAUGAUUGGUUUGUUCUACUAGACACUGGCCUCAGAAAGUCAGUGGUGGUGACACAGAAGAGUACCCGUCCUGUCAGCGCUCCAGUCUUCUCCCAAGCUGCUCUGGCAGAGGCCGGAAUCCCCAUGGCUCCAUUGGAACAGCCCCAGACCUCCACUCCAAUCAGGACAACCAUCAAAGAAGAAAGGACACUCGAGGUCACUUUAGAAGCGAUUGAGCCAUCAAAAACCGAGGACAAGUCAGUGGUGUGGAGGGACCACAGAUCCGUAGAAUCCUCACUGACCCCUUCCAUCAAUGGGGACAUUCAGUUUGAGGUGGCGAGUACGGAAGUGGUGCAAUUACGAAAGAAAAGAGCUAAGAAAAUUGAGGGAGACUCAAUUUAUAUCAGACAUAGCCUUUUAAUGUUGGAGGAGUUUGAUAAGCCACAGGAGGACCUGCUUAGGCAUCACGCCAGCAUCAGUGAGCUGAAGAGGAACUUCAUGGAAGCCGUGCCAGAGUCCAGGCCCAGUGAAUGGGACAAGCGUCUGUCCACACACUCUCCAUUACGCUCUGUGGGUGUCAAUGGCCAGCCCAGUGCAGAUGGGAGUGUGAGCAUUAGUCCACUGUGCAGUGUUUCAGCGGCAAAGGCUGCACAUGAGGAAACCAUCGCCACUUUGGACUUUUCCAACAAGUCCAGUCCCACUGUGGGCCACUGUCGAAGCGCUGAGGCCCCAGGUGUUCCAGUGGAGAGGCCAUGUGAUCAGGAAAAGCUUAUAGUUUUCAAGUCCUCUCUGGUUCCUAUGGUACAGGUGGAGAUGGCACAAGUGCCUCCCCUGUCUGACCUCUCUACUAAAGCUUUAAAUGACAUCCAGGGGGAAGAAGGUUCCGGACUUUUGGAGUCCUCACGGAACAUAGUCGGAUCUUCUCCUGCUUCCUAUUUCAGGAGCGGUGGCCCACAGGUCAUACGUAGCUUCCAGCCCCCUCUGGUGCAGACCCAUACAGUCACCAUCACAGCUGCCUCCAACUCCUUACCCAGUGGCAUCUCCACCACAGAGGUCCCUAUCGUCCCAACCCAGACAGUCACCUAUGAGUCUUCAAAGGGCGUAGUUGAUGGUACAGAAGAGGACAAAGAAAGCACUACAGUGUCCAUCUCUCAGACCUCAGAAACCACCAGUGGCUCCUCAGUCACAACCACGACUACACAUAUCUCAAAGAUAGUGAAAAGUGGCUCUUCAGAGACUCGGGUGGAGAAAAGGAUUGUCAUUACUGCAGACAGUGAUAUUGACCAUGAUCAGGGCACAGAUGGUGGAGCAUCAGCAUUGUAACUGAAUCACCACAAGCAGCUUCUCCUUCGACUCUCCAUCCCCACCCCCGCCUCCAAA